Messenger RNA from Microthlaspi erraticum, 597 nucleotides. The record is from the annotation of a GenBank genome assembly. NCBI's taxonomy places the organism in Eukaryota, Viridiplantae, Streptophyta, Magnoliopsida, Brassicales, Brassicaceae.
AUGCAUAAGACUCAUGACCCUUCUCUCUUUGAUAUCCUCAAGGAAGCUAUGGAAGUUGCUCGACAAGGAAACCGAGUAAUCGAGGAGAGAAACAUACAAGUAUUGGUCGGCCAAAUGCAUAUUGUCAAGGGUCAGUUUGAAGAAGGUCUAAAGAUGUUUCAACAGAUGCAAUACACAAAAGAUCUGCUGAAGAUUCUGGAUAUAGUGCUCUCUCACCAGGGCAUAAAAAACAAAAAUAAACUCGUUCUCCGGCUCAUGGAGCAGCUUGUUUACCCUAAUCCUGCUGCAUACAGAGAUAAACUUAUCCGAUUCUCGACACUUGACCAUACUAAUUACUCUGAGUUGGCACUUAAGGCGAGUCAAUUACUCGAACAGACCAAACUAAGUGAACUUCGUUCAAACAUUGCUAGAAGCCUGUCAGAGUUAGCGGAGGAUGGGGAAAAUAUGGAUACUCCCAAGAGAAAGAGUGCCAUUAAUGAAAGGAUGGAAGAUCUUGUGAGUGCUCUGACCGGAGCAGUCACCACUCCGCUUGAUGUUAUGAAAACAAGAUUCAUGGCUCAGGGAUCAGCCAAACAAUAUCAAGGGAUCAUUGACUGA